UGCGGCCGACGGCCCGUCCACGCGCGAGGCCUCGCCCAUGCCUGAUGCCAGCGCAGACGGCGCCGCGACGCCGGGCAAGCGCAAGCUGCGCAGCAGUGCGGCCGGCGCAGGCAGCAGCAGCGCCGCCGGUGCCAGCGGCAGCAGCAGCAAACGCUCGCGUGCCGCCGCCGCUGCAUCGGCGGCCGAGCGACACACCCCGCCGAGCACGCGCCUGCGCGACCUCGGCGGCGUCGGCGGCGCCAUCGAAAAGGUGCUCGAGCUCAUCGCCAUGCCGCUCUGCCAUCCGGAGAUCUACGCGCACACGGGCGUCAAGCCGCCGCGCGGCGUGCUGCUGCACGGCCCGCCCGGCUGCGGCAAGACGAUGCUCGCCGGAGCCAUUGCGGGCGACCUCUCCAUUCCGUUCCUCUCCGUUUCGGCGCCCUCGAUCGUCUCGGGCACGUCGGGCGAGUCCGAGGCGACGCUGCGGCAGCUCUUCGACGACGCCGCCAAGCUGGCGCCGUGCAUUCUCUUCAUCGACGAGAUCGACGCCAUCACGCCCAAGCGCGAGACGGCGCAGCGUGAGAUGGAGCGCCGCAUCGUCGCGCAGAGAACAGUGAGUGGCACACAGCAGCAGAGGGAGAGAGAGCGCAGCACAGCGCGCUCGUAUGAUGAAAGAAAAC
Messenger RNA from Tilletiopsis washingtonensis, 659 nucleotides. RefSeq lists its product as hypothetical. The record is from RefSeq and is a predicted model, not a curated record. The transcript is spliced from 3 exons. The coding region runs from base 45 to 596 and encodes 183 amino acids. NCBI's taxonomy places the organism in Eukaryota, Fungi, Basidiomycota, Exobasidiomycetes, Entylomatales.